Messenger RNA from Spodoptera exigua (beet armyworm), 7045 nucleotides. The record is from the annotation of a GenBank genome assembly. Lineage: Eukaryota; Metazoa; Arthropoda; Insecta; Lepidoptera; Noctuidae.
CUUCGUAAAAACGUCACGCGGCUUCUAUGGUUGUGAAAAUGUCGGGUUACUAAUAAACUCUUUGUGUGGGGUGAAUCUCUUAAAUAUCUAAGAUGGCAGACCGUGUUACCUUGUCGGACUUCGUCUGGCUAAAGCCAAUAGGUAAGACGGAAUUCGAUGUGCCAAUAGCAGUAAAAGUUCUAAAAAGUGCCGGAGACAAAAUUGAAGUGAAGGAUCACGAUGGCAACGUGUUCUCUACGUCCAUUCAAAAUGUCCUCAAACCGCUGCACUCGACGUCAGUUCAAGGCGUCGAAGACAUGAUCACACUGGGUGAACUGCAGGAGUACACAAUCUUACAUAAUCUUCAUAUGCGGUAUUCGAAACAGCUGAUUUAUACUUACACAGGCUCAAUGUUGAUAGCAAUAAAUCCAUAUGAAAUCCUACCAAUAUACACGAUGGAUCAAAUACAUUACUACCAAAAGAGGAGUCUGGGGGAAAUACCACCUCAUAUAUUUGCUAUCGGCGAUAAUUCGUAUAGAGAAUUAUUGGAUACAGCGUCUAACCAAUGCAUUGUAAUCAGUGGAGAAAGUGGUGCCGGCAAAACAGAAAGUACGAAAUUGUUACUUCAAUAUUUGGCCGCAGCCAGUGGCAAACAUUCCUGGAUUGAACAGCAAAUCCAGGAGACCAACCCAAUUCUUGAAGCUUUCGGUAAUGCUAAAACUGUGAGGAACGACAACUCAUCUAGAUUUGGCAAAUAUGUGAACAUCUAUUUUAGUAAAAAAGGUAUUAUUGAAGGAGGAAACAUUGAGCAGUAUCUUCUGGAAAAAUCUAGAAUCGUCUUCCAAAACAAGGGUGAAAGAAACUAUCACAUUUUCUACUCUCUAGUCACUGGAUUGUCAGCAGAUGAAAAGAAAAGAUUGGAAUUAGGUCGACCAGAAGAUUACAAUUACUUGAAUUCUGGAAAAAUGUUGACCUGUGAUGGACGCAAUGAUGGGUUAGAGUUCAACGACAUUAGAUCCGCUUUUAAAGUCCUAAACUUCCCUGACCAUGAAGUUUGGGGAACUUUUAGUCUUCUAGCUGCCAUUCUCCAUUUAGGAAACUUAAAAAUAAAAUCGAUUAGUUCGAACAAUAUGGAGGCAUCUGAAAUCCCUGACAGUACUGCUGCUAAUAGGAUUGCUAAUCUUUUGGGAGUUAGUAAAGUGAAGCUAUGUGAAGCUCUGACUAGGAAAACAUUCGUGGCUCAUGGAGAGAAAGUAGUUUCUCCAUUAAACGCCUCUUCUGCGGUCGAUGGCAGAGAUGCGCUAGUAAAAGCUAUAUACGGUCAUAUUUUCGAAUACAUUGUCGAAAUGAUAAACAAAACACUGUUCAAAGAGCAACAAGUGACCAGCGGAUCGGUGGGAAUCUUAGACAUUUUCGGAUUUGAAAAUUUCGACUUCAACAGCUUCGAACAAUUAUGUAUUAAUUACGCUAACGAGAACUUACAACAAUUCUUUGUAAAACACAUUUUCAAACUUGAACAAGAACAAUAUGCGAAAGAGGGCAUUCAAUGGACGAAUAUCAAUUACGUGGAUAAUCAAGAGAAUUUGGACGUGAUAGGGUUGAAAGCAAUGAAUUUACUGUCUCUGAUUGAUGAAGAGUCUAGAUUCCCCAAGGGAACUGAUGUGACUUUGCUGUCUAAGUUGAACAGUAAUCAUAGCAACAAGAGCUGCUAUAUUACUGCUAAAUCUUCAAGGGAGUAUAAGUUUGGCAUCAGACAUUUUGCUGGAGAUGUUUCGUAUACAGUACAAGGUUUCCUCGACAAAAACAGAGACUUGUUAACUGCAGAUGUAAAAGAAAUGAUGUUGGAUUCAAGUAAUGAAUUUUUGAAGAAUCUUUUCUUAACUGAAUAUUCUCCAACUCAAAGUGGGAGUAGGAAGACCGUCUCAUUGAGUCACCAGUUUAAAACUUCUCUCGAUUCUUUGAUGAAAACUUUGUAUGCUUGUCAUCCGUUCUUUGUGAGAUGCAUUAAGCCUAAUGAGUUCAAAAAACCAAAGGUCUUCGAUAAAGCGCUGUGCGUCCGUCAACUACGAUACGCUGGUCUAAUGGAGACAGCAAAAAUAAGACAAGCUGGCUACCCUAUACGUUAUGCCUACAAAGAUUUCGUCCAUCGAUAUCGGCUGGUCGCUCCGGGCAUUCCACCAGCUGAGAAAACUGACUGUGUGAGCGCCGCGAAGAAAAUCUGUGCCCACGUUUUCACUGACGAUGACUACCGUUUUGGACACACGAAAGUAUUCCUUAAAGAUUAUCACGAUGCCCGUCUUGAAGAACUCAGGCAUAAGGUGCUAAUAACAGCAGUGAUCAAAGUACAAGCGAAUGCAAGAAGAUUCAUUUAUAGAAACAGGUUCUUGAGACUACGAGCUGCUGCCAUUCUGGUACAGAAGACAUUCCGCGCUCGAGGGUACAGGAGUAGAUACCUCAUUAUGAGACGAGGAUACUCACGAAUGCAAGCCGCUAUCAGGUCAAGAGAACUGAGAAAGACCUUCAUAAAUAUGAGAGUCUUCUUUAGAAAGAUACAAGCAUUCUGCAAGGGUUAUCUCAUAAGAAAAUUGGUUAGAGAGAAAGGCCAUGUAAUUAAGGCAACAUUGAUUCAACUGGACAAGGAGAGGGCAGAACAAAUAGCGUCUGGCAGAAGUGCGGAAUCCGUGGGAGAUAGUUACGAGAAGAAAUACACUAAUAUGAUGAGAUCGAUUUGGUUCUUGAAGGAUGUGCCGUCGGAUAACGUAGAACAAAAUACUAGUGCAAUAGAUGACAGAUAUGUAGACGAUGUCUUCGGUUUCCUUAAAGACUCGGCAACACCGGGAGGCACAGUCAGAGGCACUGGAUUUGGAGUGACAACGACCGCCAAACCGGAGAUUUCGUCGGUAAUUCCGUUGCAAAUGCAGGAUAUGGAUGACGAACCAUUCGAUGAGUUUAACUUUAGAAAGUUUGCUGCUACAUAUUUCUUGGGAAAUACUACCCAUCAGUACUCCAGAAGGCCUUUGAAGCAUCCACUUUUGGACUUACCAUCGCCGGUGGACAAGAUGGCAGCUCAGGCCUUGUGGAUCACUAUACUGCGGUUCAUGGGUGAUAUGGCUGAACCGAAAUAUGUGGAUGAUAAGGUGGACAAUGUGCCUGUUAUGACCAAAUUGGCUGAUACUCUUGGAAGAGCUUUCCAGAAAAGCAAAGAAUUUGAUGAAUACUUGCAAAGAGAUCUCUCAACAAAUGACAGGACUAAACUCAUAUCGAGAACACUGAAACAGCGAACGAAAUUAGAUGAAGAAUUUAUGAAGAAUCUGAUGAAUGAUGAGGUUACCAGUGAAAUGUACAGCACUUGGCUCAACUCCCGACGAAGCACCAACUUAGAGAAGUUACACUUUAUCAUUGGACAUGGUAUCAUUAGGAAGGAGCUCAGAGAUGAGAUAUUCUGUCAGUUAUGUAAACAGCUGACUAACAACCCGUCGAAGGCAUCACACGCUCGUGGUUGGAUUUUACUCUCACUCUGUGUCGGUUGCUUCCCGCCAUCAGAAAAAUUCGUAAAAUACCUUCGCGCCUUCUUACGUGACGGCCCACCAGGAUACGCCCCGUACUGCGAAGGUAGACUCGUAAGGACCUUCAAGAAUGGACCACGUACACAACCGCCAAGCUGGCUUGAACUUCAAGCCACAAAAACCAAGAAACCAAUUCUCUUAACUGUGACAUUGAUGGACGAAUCCAUGAAGACUGUCCAAUCAGACUCCGCUUCAAAUGCUGAAGAAAUCUGCCAACAGAUAGCUGAAAGUAUAGGACUGACAGAUUCAUUCGGCUUCUCGUUAUACAUCACUUUAUAUGACAAAGUUCUAUCCCUAGGCAGUGAGGCAGAACACAUUCUAGAUGCUAUCUCACAAUGCGAACAGUUCGCUAAAGAACAAGGAACGCCCGAAAAGAGUGCACCAUGGAGACUAUUUUUCAGAAAAGAAGUAUUUACACCAUGGCACAACCCUGCCGAAGAUGCGGUAGCCACUAAUCUUAUAUACCACCAAGUUACCAAAGGAGUUAAAUACGGCGAGUACAGAUGUAACUCAGAAAAAGAUUUAGCUAUGAUCGCGGCUCAGCAACACUACGUUGAGUUCGGACCCACUAUAGAUCCCAACAUUUUGAGAAGAGUUAUUGUCAACUACAUACCCAAUCAGUUCCUCCAAUCAAACGACGCCGCACUAACAAAAUGGGAACACUUAGUAACUAAAGCAUUCGAGAGCUCCUCAAGCAUUCAAAGUAAAAUAGAUCCUCUAAGAUGUAAGGAAGACAUAGUGAUAUUUGCUAAAUUGAAGUGGCCAAUGCUGUUCUCAAGAUUCUUCGAGGCUAUUAAACUUAAAGGAGAGAACAUCAACAAAGAUUUAGUCAUCAUAGCAGUCAACUGGACUGGAAUUUACAUCGUAGAUCAACAAGAACAUAUUCUUCUGGAAAUAUCUUACCCAGAAGUAACGUACGUCGCGUAUAAUGCAGAUAAAGAUUACGACAGCAUUGGCAGAAUUAGCAUUAGGACAAUACAACAAGAAGAAUUUGAGUUCCAAAGUGUGGACGCUAGUGAAAUGAGUUCGCUGAUAAUAUACAUGAUAGAUGGCUUAAAGAGAAGGUCAAUUUAUGUAGUCGCACAGUCUGACUUACAAGGCUACAGUGAUGCCUCAUCCUUCCUACAGUUUAAGAAAGGAGAUCUGAUUGUACUCUUGCAAGAUUCUACGGGUGAGACCCUAACCAAUACCACUUGGGGACAUGGCGUUUGCAAUGGCCAAGAGGGCUUGUUCCCAACCGAACAAGUCUACAUAUUACCAACACUAGAAAUGCCAUCCAACACCAUUCUAGAAGUAUUUAAGAAGGGCAACAUAAAUACCGAAAAGAAGAGCAUUUCACAAUACAAUACUAUUCAAAGAAAGAGAAUGCACACACUCGAAAAUUAUGCGAAACAGCAUUUCAGAGAAAAUCAUGAUAUCAAUGCUACUUAUUCUAGAAAAUCAACGCUUACUACUGCCAAGAGGUCCGUUGCUGGCGAUCUGUGGUGUCAUACUAGAGAACCGCUAAGAAAGCCGUUAUUGCAGAAACUAGUCGGUGAUGAAAAGAGUUCCAAGGCAGCGGUAUCGGCAUUCUUUGGCAUUCUCAAGUACAUGGGAGAUAUGCCAGCUCCUAAAGCAAGAACUGUCACUGAAUACACAGACGAAAUAUUUAAGACUGCUGUAAAUGACCCUAAUCUACGAGACGAAAUAUACUGUCAGAUAAUGAAACAGCUGACGAACAAUAGAAUACAACUGAGCGAAGAAAGAGGAUGGGAACUGAUGUGGUUGGUUACAGGAAACUUUGCAUGUGGACAAACGCUUCUCAAAGAAUUAGUAGACUUCCUCAAAACGCGACCGCACCCGAUAGCCAAAGACUGUUUGAAACGCGUGUUCAAAACGCAAAAGAAGGGCGCUAGGUUAUAUCCACCAUACAUAGUGGAAGUUGAAGCUAUACAGCAUAGAAGUAUGCAAAUAUACCAUAAGGUCUACUUCCCCGACGACACUGAUGAAGCUUUCGAAGUAGAAUCCUCAACAAAAGCUAGAGACCUCUGCGAACAAAUAACUGGAAGAUUGAACCUUAAGAACAGUGAUGGAUUCAGCUUAUUCGUCAAGAUUGCUGACAAAGUGUUCUCGGUGCCAGAAAACUAUUACUUCUUUGAUUUCAUUCAUGAACUUGUAGAGUGGAUGAAGGCAACGCGACCUGUACGAGGCGGUGCACUAAUGCAGAUGAACUACCAAAUAUUCUUUAUGAAGAAACUUUGGAUCAAUACAGUGCCAGGCAAAGAUAAAAAUGCAGACCAGAUAUUCUAUUUCCCUCAAGAGUUGCCGAAGUACUUAAGAGGUUAUCACAAGACUUCUAAACAGGAUCUAGCAGAAUUGGCAGCGUUGGUAUACAGAUCGAGAUAUGGCACCGACCAGACUAUGCUUCCGCAAAUCACUCAAAUGCUCCAAGACUAUAUACCAUCAGAUAUGAUAAGAAUCCAGAAUAACUCUCAGUGGAAAGCAGCCAUUCAGAAAGCCUACAUGGAACAGGGUAGUAUGACUGAAAAUGAGGCGAAAGAACAGUUUUUGAAGAAAAUCUACCUACUGCCUACGUUUGGUACUGCAUUCUUUGAGGUUAAGCAAACAUCUGACCCAUCUUACCCAGAAAUGGUCGUUAUUGGAAUCAACAGGAAUGGAGUCUGUGUUAUUCAUCCGCAGAGUCGAGACGUAUUAGUCACACAUCCGUUCUCUCAACUUUCCAACUGGUCGUCAGGAAACACAUUCUUCCACAUGACAAUGGGCAAUUUCUUGCGAGGAACUAAAAUUCUAUGCGAAACCUCUUUGGGCUACAAAAUGGAUGACCUCAUUUCGUCCUAUAUCGCAGUUUUGAGAAAAUAUUUGAAGUAAAUUAGAAGAUCUUGGUUACUUGGAAGCUACAUAUCAGUUUUACCACCAGGUCUUACCUUGCCUUGAAAUCUCGACAAGGGUUACUAGCUAGUAAUAAUAUAGCCAAGUCCAAAAUUACGUUACUAUCUUUUUUCAAAUUUUUGUUAUAAAUGUCGAGACUGUCGGCUUUGGAGGUACGACCAUCAACAAUGACCUACCUACCUAAAUCAUGAGCCGUUUUUUUUUAUGUGACAAAAAUGUUCUUGUUUGUCGGACUCAAUGGAUGCAAGAGAUUCUUUUCGCAUCACUUCUAAACUUGGUGAUAAUGGUUCAAAGCAUUAUGAGUUCAUUUAUAAUAAGAUUCCAAUGAAACUAUCUACCUAUCUGUCUUAGUUGAUAGUUCUAGUAGUAUGAAGCUAUAAAUAAUAUGUACGUUACAUUAAUGUAAAAUAUGUUUGUAAAAAAUAUACCUAGUAUUUAUGUAUUUUUAUUUUGUGAGUUUUCAUUGCACAUCAUAGUACGAAGUUGAUGAAGAGAUUUCAGGUUUGAAUGCCUCUAUGGAUCUUCAGAACUAUUCUAAUUGGACAUUAUUUGUAGUUCAUAUUAAAAAGCUCUGUUAAAAAAUAAUAUUUUCAUUCUGCCCACUAUCAUAA